AUGGCAGGUUAAACCAACACAUACUCGCCCUAUCCUGAGAAUGAAUAGUUCGGGGCUCUAAUUCUAUUGAUUUUUGUCUCAGGACUUGCUGGCAUUGCCUUAGGUCUACUGGGUGGAUUCCAUUUCCCGGCAUUUUUAUGCUUCAAAGGUUAUCACUUGAAGCCUAUUAUCAGAGGAAUAGUAAUCCCUCCCUUGAUUGCAAUGAUUAUAAUGGGAUGCAUUGUAAGAAACUACUUUGGAGAAAAAAUGAUCCCAUAUCCACAACCUUGGACCGGCUGGAUCAGAGGGUUUUGUCUCUGCAUUUUACUUAUUAGAGGAGGUUUACAGGUUUCUUUUACAGGUAAAGGUUUGAUGGUGGUUUUCCUAUCUUUUAUACCCUAACUUUUUGAGGCAACCGUUGUAGCCUUCAUGGCCUAAGGACUAUUUGAUAUGCCCCUUGCAAUGGGUUAUGUCCUUGGAUAUAACCUCGCAUGUAUUAGUCCUAGUAUUAUAGUUCCUGGGCUGAUGAGUUUAAAUGACAGAGGUUAUGGUAAAAAGAAAAACAUCGCAGGAACACUGAUUGCAGCUGGAACUUUUGAUGACAUAAUCUGUAUUAUUUGCUUCAGUAUCUGCAAAACAAUCGUUUUAAAUGAUGCUGGUUUUAAUUCUGGCUAAAGUAUGGGUCUUGCUAUUGGAAUGCUAUUUGUUUCUUUCAUUGUAGCAUUAGUUAUCGGUGUAGCAAUGGGUCUACUAGGUUGGUUCUUUAAAUUCAUUAAAAACCCUACAAUAAGAAUCUAUUCAAAGCUAGCAUUCUGUGUUGUUGGAGCUAUGUCCUUUGUUAUUAUGGAAGAAUAUGCUGGAACAAAAGAUACAAAGUACAUGGCGGCGCUGUUCUUUGGAUAUACUAACUUUAGAAUAUGGGGCCAAGACAAACCUGCCAAGCAAAUCGCCUGGUUCUGGUUCUUUAUUCAGCCUUGCCUCUUUGGAACUGUUGGAGGAUCGCUUCUUUUCAGCUAGAUUAGAUCUAGCGAUUUAGGAUAUGGAGCUUUAAUGAUAAUAAUCGGUGUCACUGUUAGAGUGAUAGUAGUCGUCAUUGUGACUCAUUCAAAAACAUUAAAUUUAAAAGAAAGAUUGUUUAUGGGUAUUACUUGGAUUGGAAAGGCAACUGUUUAAGCUGCCUUGAGUGCUCUUCUUUUAAAUGAGGUAAAAAAAUUCCCAAAGAAUGCUAAUUAUUAAGAAUACUUUGAUUACUCUAAUGCUUAAUAAACUAUUGCCAUAUUCUCAAUCGUUAUCUGUGCCUCUAUUGGAUCAAUUUUACUAAAUUCAACCGGCACAAAAUUAUUGAGCAAGGAAGAAGAUGAAAAAGAAAAGACCAAGGUAGAUCAAGAAAAGCAAGUAGAAUAGAUUGAAUAAAGAGAGAACAUUAAUACUGAUCAGAACUAGUCAAUAGAACAAUAAGAAGAUGAAGGGUAGUCAAUGAUGAAUGUUAAUUUGUCUGAAGGAGUUACUGAAAAUCAUUUAUCAAAGAGAAUUCCUGUAACUACAUCUCCUUCAAGAACUCAGAUGAUAGAAUAUGAGCAAAGACUAGAAGAUGAAGUAGUAAGAAUAAACGCCAGUAGUGUUGAAAUAAAAUUUUGA
Molecule: messenger RNA, 1617 nt
Organism: Stylonychia lemnae
Lineage: Eukaryota; Ciliophora; Spirotrichea; Sporadotrichida; Oxytrichidae
Source: the annotation of a GenBank genome assembly